AUGCCACCACACCCACAAACCACUGAAACUAAACAAAAACUGGCAGCAGCAGGACCCGGGUCCUCUUUAGCCCAGCUCGCUCGGGGCAGGAAGGGAGUCAACGGAACUGAGAAAACAGCUCGUUCAGCUGUUUCUGGUUUGGGGCGCAGAAAAAGAAAUCGCCAUGUGGGAAUUCGAGCCCCUCAAAAUAAACCCAAGGGUCAACGUCCCCUCCCCCGCGCGGGAGCCACCGGCCGGCGCGGGCCCUUCUCCUUUCCGCGCGGGGUGCGCGAGGGCAGAGAGGUCCGCGGCCGAGGGUGCAGGCUGACAGGCUUUGGGAGUCAUCUCGGCCGGCAGGCCUCGACUCCUCCGCCCGGGAGAUAUUCUCCACGACCCCCCGAGGCGGCCGGUGCAGGCCUACGGGCCCGCGAGCCCGUAGCGCGGGGCGCCGAGGGGAGGCGGGGCGAGGCCGCGGGGCGGAGGGGCGCGGGAGGUGCAUCCUGGGAAAUCCAGCAACAUGGGGCGAAGCGGCCGUCGCCGUCUCGAGUCCGGGCCGCGGGCGACGAAGCUUCUCUAACGCCCCGGCAGGGGCCUCGCCGCACGCCGCAGCCCGGGCUCCUGCGGCACAGCCUCGCCGGCGCACGCUCCUCCCGCCUCUCCGAAGGGCCAUGUGAGGAGGCAGCUCCCGCCGCCGCCGUCGCCUCCUCCUCCUCUUCCUCCCCCUGCCCCUCCCUCCCCUCCCGCCCCCCUCAGACGGCGCCCGCGAGGAGCCCCCACUGCUGCCCACCCGCCCGCUCUCGCAACGCCGCCCCCGCGAUGGACAGGAACUACGCGACCUCCGGCUUUGCCGACCCGCCGCCGCCGCCGCCCGCGCCCCCCGCCGCUCCCGCCGCCGCCUCCAGCGCCGCCGCGCAGCCCCCCGCCCCCGCCUGGGCCUACGAACCCCGAGUCCCGGCCGCCGCCUCCAGCCCCAGCUGCAGCGGCCGCAGCAGCCCCAGCCUCAAGGCCAGGUAG
Messenger RNA from Castor canadensis (American beaver), 993 nucleotides. The record is from RefSeq and is a predicted model, not a curated record. Lineage: Eukaryota; Metazoa; Chordata; Mammalia; Rodentia; Castoridae.